Molecule: messenger RNA, 367 nt
Organism: Paramecium sonneborni
Lineage: Eukaryota; Ciliophora; Oligohymenophorea; Peniculida; Parameciidae
Source: the annotation of a GenBank genome assembly
UUAAAAAAUAGCAAGAAAUUUGACUUAAUGAAGAACAAUUAUUGGUCUUCUUACACAAAGCCAUUAAGCCAUUCAAGCUGGAAAUAUUAUAAAUAAUUUUGACAAUAAUAUUAUAGGUGUUAUGCAAAGAAUAAUUAAAAAUAGAAUGCAAAAAAACCUAUUAAAUUUAAGAGGUUUUUAGAUUUAAUUGAAGAUUUUAAGUAGCAUAUUUUUGACAGAAUAUUUCUAUUCACAUAAUUGGAAUUAGGUAAUUUAUAUGGAUGAGUGUUUAUGUAUGAUGUAAAAGUUUAAAUUCAGAUUUAGAUGACCAUUUUUAAGUAAGAUCGAUAUAGUGAUUUAUUGAUGAACAUAUUAUUUAUAAAAGGCC